AUGGAGCGAAUACCGGAUGACCUCGAAAAUCUCAAUCUAGCAUCGAGCAUUAUCAUCUCGAACAUACCCGAGGAUGCUACAGCGGCACUCAAUCGAUACACCCAAGCAGAUACGGCCAAAGUCGCUAUAAGGUUCAAAGCCGUCGGCCGAGCGCCAAUACUGAAGCAACAAGUCUACAAGAUCACCUCUGGUCAGAGAUUCCAGACUGUCACCACCUUUCUGCGAAGGCAGCUGAAGCUGAGACCAUCCGACACACUUUUCUUAUAUAUCAAUUCCACCUUUGCACCAUCGCUGGACGAGGUCAUCGGUAACCUAUAUCAGAGCUUCAAAGUGAACGACGAACUGGUAGUCAACUACUGCACGACCCAAGCUUUCGGAUAA
Messenger RNA from Saitoella complicata NRRL Y-17804, 381 nucleotides. Its product is annotated as APG12-domain-containing protein. Gene Ontology annotation, biological process: C-terminal protein lipidation; autophagosome assembly; nucleophagy. The coding region runs from base 1 to 381 and encodes 126 amino acids. Gene Ontology annotation, cellular component: cytoplasm; phagophore assembly site membrane; Atg12-Atg5-Atg16 complex. NCBI's taxonomy places the organism in Eukaryota, Fungi, Ascomycota, Saitoellomycetes, Saitoellales, Saitoellaceae. The record is from RefSeq and is a predicted model, not a curated record. The transcript has 4 exons.